Ricinus communis (castor bean) is the source of this 2654-nucleotide messenger RNA. Its product is annotated as cation/H(+) antiporter 20. Gene Ontology annotation, cellular component: membrane; endomembrane system. The record is from RefSeq and is a predicted model, not a curated record. Lineage: Eukaryota; Viridiplantae; Streptophyta; Magnoliopsida; Malpighiales; Euphorbiaceae. Gene Ontology annotation, molecular function: antiporter activity. Gene Ontology annotation, biological process: regulation of pH; proton transmembrane transport.
UGUUGAAUGACUAGUUUAUCUAAUUUUCAAACACAAAAUACUUGCACCUUAUUCUAUUCGACACUCGAACUCGUAGUUCUAUUUCUCUAUAAAUUGCUUAGCAUCUAUUUCUAUUUGAUGAUAAUCUGAAAGUAAAACUAAUCUUUAGUAUAGCAUUUACAGGGAUGACAGCUGUAAACAUAACUUCCAUAAAGACUUCAUCAAAUGGAGUUUGGCAAGGAGAUAAUCCUUUACACUUUGCUUUCCCAUUAUUGAUUGUUCAGACAAAUUUAAUCCUGCUCGUCAGCCGCUUCUUCGCCUUCCUUUUCAAGCCUCUCCGCCAACCCAAAGUCAUCGCCGAGAUAGUAGGAAUUGUUGUGCUGGAGCCAUCGGCUUUCCGGCGAAACAAAGAGUACAUGCAAUGGAUUUUUCCCUAAUAGAGCAUUCUGCUACUGGAAUCAGCAGCAAAUAUUGGUCUUCUCUUCUUUCUUUUCCUCGUCGGUCUCGAGCUCGAUCUAUCCUCCAUUUGUCAAAGCGGCAAGCGUGCCUUUGGCAUAGCUUUCGCAGGAAUUUCUCUACCGUUAUUUGUGGGAGUAGCUCUUUCCAUCACAGCAUUCCUUGUAUUAGCUCGCAUUCUAGCAGAGCUCAAGCUGCUAACAACUCAAGUAGGUGAGACUACCUUAGCAGCAGCUGCGUUCAACAACGUUGCGGCAUGGAUCUUGCUUGCUCUAGCAAUUGCUUUAGCUGGGAAUGAUGCUGGUGCUGGAUACAAAAGUCCAUUAAUAUCGAUCUGGGUACUUCUUAGUGGCAUUGCAUUCAUUGUUUUUAUGUUACUUUUGAUCAGACCCGCCAUGAGCUAGAUUGCCAAUAGAUGCUCCCGGCAACAUGGUGUGGUCAAUGAAGCUUAUAUCUGCUUGACAUUAGCAGGAGUUAUGGUGUCAGGCUUCAUCACCGAUCUUAUAGGAAUCCAUUCAAUUUUUGGAGCAUUCAUUUUCGGAUUGACGAUUCCAAGAGGAAUAUUUGCUGAGAGAUUGAUAGAAAGGAUAGAAGAUUUUGUGUCAGGUUACUUUGCAUCUAGUGGAUUUAAGACGGAUGUGGCGGCCAUUCGGGGAAGGGCUUGGAGGCUUCUUGCUCUGGUUAUAACAACAGCGUGUGCUGGAAAGAUUGCUGGGACGUUUGUGGUGGCGAUGAUUAUGAUUCUUAUUAGGGAGUCGUUGACGCUUGGUAUCUUGAUGAACAAAGGAUCAGUAGAACUUAUUGUUCUCAACAUUGGCAAGGAGAAGAAGGUCCCUAUAAAAUUUCUAAAUUAUUUGGUUCAAUUAGUCUAAAAACUCACUAAUUAAUUCACUAUUUAACGGGUACUGAAUGAUGAGGCAUUUGCUAUUCUAGUUCUAAUGGCACUUUUCACCACCUUCAUCACAACUCCAAUAGUCAUGGCUAUUCACAAACCAGCCGGUACUCCUACUCACCAGAAGCUUCGGGACUUCUCCGCCACCAGUGACUCUAACGACGAGCUGCACAUUCUUGGAUGCCUUCAUGAACCAGGAAAUGUGCCUUCGCUCAUCACCCUCAUUGAAUCAAUUCAAAGCACCAAAAAUUCCCAACUCAAACUCUUGAUCAUGCACCUUGUUGAGCUAACCGAGCGAUCCUCCUCAAUCAUCAUGCUUCAUCGUCUAAGUAAAAAUGGAUUGCCAUUCUUUAAUUGUCUCCACCGUGAUGAUGAGUGGCAUGAUCAAGUUGCAGGAGCAUUCCAAGCUUAUAGCCAAUUGGGUAGUGUUUCUUCGACCACAACGGCAAUUUCUUCUUUGUCAACUAUGCAUGAAGAUAUUUGUCAGGUAGAUGAGACUAAGAGGGCGACAAUGGUCAUUCUCCCGUUCCAUAAAUAAUGGAGAGAGGAAGAAAGUAGUGAUAAUCAGUUAAUGGAGAAUAUAGGCCAUGGAUGGAGAUUAGUUAAUAAGAGGGUGCUAAAGAAAUCUCCGUGUUCCGUGGUAAUAUUUGUGGACCGUGGAUUUGGAAAUGGUGCUCGAACUCCAGGACCUAAUAGUCCUGUUGUAGAAAGGGUAUGUGUGAUGUUCUUUGGUGGACCUAAUGAUUGUGAAACCUUGGAAUUGGGUGGCAUAAUGGCUGAACAUCUGGCGAUUAAAGUUACAGUUGUGAGGUUUGUUUAAAGAGAAGGGCUACAAAGUAAAGCUCAUAUGUAACAACCCUCUUCUUCAUAAUCCAAGAGUACACAACUGCAGAGAUAUAGCUUUUCCAUUGCUACAAUAAACUCAGACAAGGAAAAGGAAUUGGAUGACAUUGCAUUGGCAGAAUUUCUAAGCAAGUGGGAUGGGGUGAUAGAGUACAUAGAGAAGAUAGACAGCAACAUUGUAUAAAGGGUAUUAGCAAUGUGGAGAAGCAGGGAUCAUGAUCUUAUUGUUAUUGGAAAAGGACGAUUUCCAUCAACUAAGGUGGCGGAACUGGCGGACCACCCAACUGAGCACCCGGAGUUGGGACCUAUUGGAGAUGUGUUGGCAUCAUCAGAGAAGGGUAUCGUUUCUUCAGUCCUUGCAAUACAACAGCAUGAUUUAGCUCACCAAGAGGAGGGUCCACCAAUAAAGGUUGUGCGUUCUCAUAAUGACAAGCUAUCAGCGAAUGGGGCAUACAGCUCCAGAGAGAUUGCAGAUGCUAUCUGA